AUGACAACGGACAAGUCAUCCAGCCACGACUACGCUGACGAGAAGGGCGUGCCCUCCGAGGUCGACGUCGCCUCUGUCGGGGACGAGUACAGCGAGUACUUGGACCUCGAGGCCAAGUUCGAGGCUGACCCUGCGGCCCGGAAGCGUCUUCUCUGGAAGAUGGACUGGGCCAUCUUACCCUUCCUUUCCCUGUUGUACCUCCUGUGCUCGCUCGACAAGGCUAACGCUGGCAAUGCCAAGCUCUUCGGUCUUCUCGAGGGCAUUGGCAUGGACAAUACUCAGUACAAUCUUGCCUUGACGUAUUUCUUCUUCACGUACGGUCUGUCUGAACUACCUGCCAACAUCUUGCUUCGUCGUCUCGGUCCUCGUAUCUGGUUUCCCAUCAUCAUCAUCACCUGGGGUACUAUUACGACUCUGACUUGCGUCGUGCACAACUAUGCUGGUUAUGUCUGCAUUCGCCUGGCCCUCGGUAUAGCUGAGGCCGGCAUGUACCCCGGCGCGUACUUUCUACUCUCGACUUGGUAUACCAAGAGGGAGCUCCAGACGCGUAUGGCCAUCUUCUACUCCUGCAAUACCCUUGCGGGUGCCUUCGGUGGUAUGAUCGCAUAUGGCGUCGGCAAUCUCGACUACCACAGCGGCUGGCGGGCUUGGAAGUGGCUUUUCCUCAUUGAGGGCGUGAUCACCGUCUUCGUCGGACUCUGCGCCUUCUUUGCGCUUCCUGACUUCCCUGAGGACUUCAAGGGCAAGUGGCUCGAUGGCGUAGAGAAGCGCUAUGUCUACCUUCGCUCGCGCUACCAAUAUGGACCUAACCCUCCCGCGCUUCAUUUCGCUUGGAGUGAUGUCAAGGCCGCUCUCAAGGAUUGGAAGACAUAUACUAUCAUGAUGAUGUUCUGGUGGGGCGGCUCGGUCCCAACUUACGCCCUCUCGUACACGCUUCCGACGCUUGUCAAGAACCUUGGCUAUACCGCUGUCAAGGCCCAAGCUCUCACGACACCGCCAUACAUCUUCGCCAGUAUCCUCUGCGUCGCCGUCGCCAUCUUCUCUGACCGCUACCAAACACGCAUGAAGGCGCUCAUGUUCUCCUACACCGUCGGGCUCAUCGGCAUUAUCAUUCUUUGGAUCACCGUGCACUACACACAUCUCACCGGCGUCUCCUACUUCGCCAUCUUUCUCGCGACUGCCGGCUACGCCGCACAGGCGCCGUGUGUGGGUACUUGGUACUCCGCGAACGUAGCAAACCCGACAAAGCGCGCAGCCGGCAUCGGCGCAUUCAUGCUCUGGGGAUCUAUUGGUGGCGGCUCCAUCGGCUCCAACAUCUUCAUCGCCAGCGAGGCGCCGACGUACCCGCUCGGCUUCGGCUUUGCCGUGGGCGCGACGGUGUUAGGCGCUAUGACUCCCUGCAUGCUCAACUGGUAUCUCUUGCGACGCGAGAACAUGCGGCGCGCAGGUAUCAGCGAGGCGGAGGUCCGCGCGAAGUACACGGAUGAGCAGCUCGCUGCUAUGGGUGAGGACUCGCCUCUCUUCCGCUUCACGACUUAG
Molecule: messenger RNA, 1539 nt
Organism: Peniophora sp. CBMAI 1063
Lineage: Eukaryota; Fungi; Basidiomycota; Agaricomycetes; Russulales; Peniophoraceae
Source: the annotation of a GenBank genome assembly